Messenger RNA from Lingula anatina, 11525 nucleotides. Its product is annotated as dynein axonemal heavy chain 17-like. Gene Ontology annotation, cellular component: dynein complex. The record is from RefSeq and is a predicted model, not a curated record. NCBI's taxonomy places the organism in Eukaryota, Metazoa, Brachiopoda, Lingulata, Lingulida, Lingulidae. Gene Ontology annotation, biological process: microtubule-based movement. Gene Ontology annotation, molecular function: dynein intermediate chain binding; dynein light intermediate chain binding; minus-end-directed microtubule motor activity.
CCAGCCUGGAUAAAGUGAACAGCAGUCUACAAGCCACCGUGAUCAUGUUGAAAGGAAUAGAAGACGAGAAGGAAAAGCAGGCAAGAAAAGACAAAUUUUCUGAAAGUGAAAAACUUUCCCUUAGUCAGCGUGAUAACAAGGAGAAGAGUGAGACGAUGUCAGAAACCAUGUCAUACCUGGGGAAAGGCAGCCUGGGACACUCCUCUCUGAGAGGAUCAAAGUACGACCUCAACAUUGAUAACCCUCAGACCCCUAUCCCUGAGGAAGGAGGGGAGCACAGCGAAACAGCUGAAGUCCCAGUUGAGCCCCAUACAGAUGCGCCAGUGGACACAAUGAACCUGACCAACAUGGACCUAAUCAUAGUGAAGAAAGAACAGGAAGAGGCCAUAGAGGAGGAGAUUGACCCUACAGAGCUGAAACUGAUGCUGUUUCCAAGCCAGAUACAGAAGAUUAGCAGCCUCAUCUCUCUCCUGGCUAGGCAGAGGGAUCUGUUAGAAAGAUUAUCCAAGAAGGCUGAGAGCAGUAACACCAACAUGAUGGACAGCUUUGACUGGCAGUCCCAGCUGAGGUACACUUUUGAGGCGGAGGGGAGGAAUAUCAAAAUACAGUGUUUGGACAGUGACUUUGAGUAUGGCUAUGAGUACAUGGGGUCAGCUCAGAGAGAGGUGGUCACCCCACUGUGUGAGAAGGCUUUCUUCACCCUCUGUCAGGCAGUCAAAGCCAACAUGGGGGGACUCUGCAUGGGACCUGCUGCCAGUGGUAAACUGGAGACAGUUCAUGAACUCAGCAGAUCUCUGGGCAGGCCUUUGUAUACAUUUAACUGUACAGCGGCCAUGGACAGCUUCAUGCUACAUGAUAUCUUCAGGGGAUUUGCCACAACAGGCUCUUGGAUCUGUUUCAACAAGCUGACUAUGCUGGAUCCUACAGUACUAAGUGUGUGUGCCCAACUUCUCACAGCAGUCCAUGACGCUCUGAGAGCCCAGAAAACAACCAUCAACUUAGGGGCGGAGGAACUGCCACUCAAUCCACAGGGGGCGUGUUUUGCCUUGAUUGACAGCUCCAUCAAGGCAACAGCUGGUGUUCCGGAGAAGUUGAUGUUGUUUAAUUCGGCAGUGUCAGCGUUGCCCAAUGAGCUUCUAGAUCAGUUCCGCACUGUGACAUUGACCAAGCCUGACCUGCGACUGGUUGUUGAGGUCAUGCUCAUCAGUCAAGGUUUCACUCGAGCCAGAGAGCUGGCCCAUAAGACAGUGCUGCUCUAUGAGAUGUGCAGCAAGCUGGUCGGCACCAACACCCCCAUUAAAGACAACAUCAAACUAGGUACUGAAGCCAAUGAGGGUUCACAUGGCUGGAGUUUGCAGACUUUGAAAUAUGUCGCCUCAGAAGCUGGAGCCAUUCUAGACACCAUGACUUGUAUAGAGAUGGAGGAAGAAGAAAGAAAUGAGGCAGAGCUUGCAGCAGAGGAGGUAGAACCUGAGAAACAUGAAAAAGAGCAACAAGAAAAGUCUCAAAAAGGUCAACUAGAAGUCCCGCAGAACCUGCGUAAGGAUGAAGACGAGGCUCUGGUUACGUCCCUGCGCAACACAUUCAUGCCAAGACUGCUUCAAAAAGAUGCCAGCGUUUUCACAACUCUGGUGAUAGAUCUCUGGCCUAAUGUUGAUAUCCCUAUGGAAUUCGGAGGAUUGAGUAAAGCUGAGAGUGAAGCUGAACUGAUGACAUCACAGCAGGCGCUGGCAGACUCAGUGCUGCCAUCUAGGGCAGAGUCCAGGAAGUCAGGGAUCAAGUCGGCCCCAGGGUCUAAGCCAGCUUCCAGGGGUGGCAAGAAGAGUAGAGGAGACUCGUACAAGGAAUCAGGGGCUAAAGACUCUGUCCCCAUGAACACUCCUGUUGUUGGUAUGGCCUCUGCUCUGGUGGGUAACUUCGCCUCCCUGUCUGAACCAGUAGAGAAGCAGCCAUUGGAGGAUAUCAACGAUGCCAUUGCCGUGGCAACAGGGGAUCUUGGCUUGAUGCCAGGAACAGCAUUUCAAGCAAGAGUGGUGCAACUGUCUCACCUAAACACUGCACACCAAACGAUUAUAGUGACAGGGCCUGCAGGUUGUGGUAAAUCAGAAUGUAUCAAAACCUUUGCUGUGGCAGAGAGAGAACGAGGCAAGACCAUCAGUAUUCAGAGUAUCUUUACCAAAGCUCUGGAAUCUGAGGAGUUGCUGGGUUAUGUGGACCCAUACACCAAGGAGUGGAGAGAUGGUCUUCUCCCAAGUCUCCUCAGGAAGUUCUGUAUCCAAUCUGCAGCCAUGAAUUACGACAUGAACACCAAGCCAGUGAUGAAGAUGCUGCAGUUAGAUGGAGAGCUUGACCCAGUCCAGUUGGAGCUGAUGGAAAGUAUCCUGCACAAUGAUGGCGCCAUUGUCCUGGGAAACAACGAGAGGGUCAUCAUGCCUGAUAACCUUAGAUUUAUGUGGGAGGUUGACUCUCUCCAUAAUGUGAGCCCUAGUAUUCUAGCCACUGUUGGGAUAUUGUGUAUGACCAACCAAGACGUGGGCUGGAAGCUAAUUCUAGCACAGUGGUUAGAGCACAGACCAGAGACGGAUCGGGACUUGAUCAAAAAUUUCUGUGACAACUACAUUCCUAAAAUCCUGGAGUACUUGGGGCAGUGUACGAGCGCCCCGAUGGAAGGGAAGAACGAGACAGGAAUGCACUACACCAGGAUGAUUAGACAGACUGAUGAUAACAUGAUUACUACUUUGACAGGGUUGUUUGAGACUUUGGUGGCCCCCUACACUGAUCUCAGCGACGUGGAAUAUGAACGCUACUUCAACUUUGCCUGUAUCUGGGCGUUUGCUGGCACUCUGGAGUAUGAACACAGAGAGUCUUUCAACCUGUGGUGGAGACAGGAGUUUGAGAGUCACAUUGACUAUCCAGAAGAUGGAACAGUAUUUGACUACAUGGUGGACAGUGAGAGUCAUGAGUUCUGUAAAUGGGCAGACAUCAUACCCUCCUAUACAGCCACUCCACAUGUUGGUAUUCCACCAGAGGCUUUUGUACACACUGUCACUACUGAGCAAAUCUCCUAUCUCCUUGGUCUGCUGUCUGAUGUGGGCAAACCUGUCAUGCUGGUCGGCAAAGACGGCUGUGGGAAGUCAGCCAUUGUGGCAGACAGGAUCAGGACUGUGUGUUCUGGAGAAGUGGCAGAAGUUCUGGCUCUGGCUGUCAUAGCUAACAGGUUCACCAAUGCCAAACUGCUGUACAGUCGUCUUGAUGAGAGGUUGGAAUGGAAACAUGGCAGGACAUACGUCCCCAAGGGAAACAAGAGACUCAUGUGUCUGGUGGAUGAUCUCAACUUGGCACAGGUGGACAAAUACAGCAACCAAUCAGCAGUAGAGCUGGUCCGACAGCACAUUGACGAUGGCGGGAUGUACAAUACAGAGUCACAUGCAUGGCGCUACAUCAAGAACGUGACCUACGUGACCACGGUGAACCCACAUCCCAGCGCCAGUGUGCCCAAGCUGAGCCAGAGACUGCUCAGACACUUCUGUGUGUUUGGCUGUCCUUAUCCAGGGAACCAAGAGCAGCACACUAUCUUCAACACCCUGAUGCAUACCCACUUCAUCACACCAGAGAUGUCCAGUCUGGUCACCAUCAGUGCCUCUGCUGCACACCACCUGGAGAUCAAUGACGAAAAGGAGACAGCCCGGGUCCAGAAUGUGAUCAGAGAAGAAGAGGAAGCCUUGAAGAAACUGAUAGCCCAAGUUGUGAAGGUUAAUGUGGAACUUCAGGGGAAACUGAAGACCAUGUUCCUGCCCACUUCCCAGAGAUGUCACUAUAUCUUCACCAUGAAAGAUCUGCUCACUGUGUUCAGGAACCUGUGUCUGUCCCUGCGCCCAGGCUGUAACAAGGACAGCUUACUACAGCUGUGGCAACACGAGUGUUCCUGGGUCUACGGUCAGCGUAUGGGCACCGAGGUGGACAGAGAGAGGUACCAGACUGCCUUUGCCACUGCUGUCAGGAAGGAGUUCAGCAAUGAAGAUCAGAUCCAGCUUCUCCUCAAGAAAAAGAAGCCAUUGUUCAGCAACCUUAUAGAACAAGACAGUGGCAUGGUGACAGCCGGAAACAUCAUUCAGAGGUCAGACGUCACUCCAGAGCAAUCCAAGACGGACAUGUACGUGUCCAGUACGGACGAGAAGAGGCUGAAGUACCUGCUGGAACGCGGGGUGGAGGAGUACAAUAAGGCAUAUCCUAGGAUUAAGCUGCCUUUGUAUAGAACUGUGAUAGAACAAGUUUGCCGCCUGGCCCGUAUUGUGGCAUCCCCACACGAAGUGGCGCACACAGUUCUGGUGGCAGAUGGUGAUCCCGGGCGGUGCACCAUCAUGGCGCGACUGGCGGCACACCUGAGUGGGUUCUCAGUGUUCUCCAUCAACCCCAGCCCCAUUGCCAGCCCUGUGGAUUACAAGAUGGAUGUAUUCAAGGGAGAGCUGUCUGCUGCCUAUACUAAAGCUGGAGUCAGGUCUGAAAAGACCCUCUUUGCAAUCCAUGAGGAGGAUCUCCUGGACGAGGACUUCAUGGUAUUCCUGACGGAGUUUGUUGUGAAUGGCGCUAUCAGUCACCUGUACUCCUACGAGGAGCAGACCACCAUUAUUAACUCCAUCAGGACAGAGGUGACGCAGGCAGGGUUGACAUACACCAGAGAGGUGGCCUGGGAGUUCUUCCUCAAAACUGUGAGGAAGAACUUCAGAAUCUGUCUGAUAGCGUCAAGUGGUGGCCCCAAUUUCCAACGUAUCUGCCGUGAAUACCCAGCUUUUACCAAGAAUGUCAACUUCAUCUGGUUUUCUCACUGGAGCAGGCAGCAGCUGGUCAACCAUGCUAGCUAUCAUCUGAAAGAUGUGAAAUGGAUGAACAAGAUCCAGAAGGAGAACAUAGCCCACAUGCUGUCCUCCAUGCAUAUUGCUAUCCACCAGCAGGACGGCCAGGAGAAGGGAUCUGGAGAAUAUAGACAUAUCACCAAUACUACCUAUGAGAAGUUUGUAGAGAGGUUUAUAUCAGUGGCCAAUGCCAGACACAGUGAGAUUGGUCAUUCCCAUGACAUGGUUACCAAAGCUCUGGAGCAGAUCCACAGAGAGAAUACGCUGGCCACAAAACUUCACAAGCAGUUAGAACACGAGAAAAUAGUUCUGGAGGAAAGAAAAGCAGGAACAAUCAAGAUAUUAUCUCAGAUUGGCCAGGACACGGCUAUCACAGAGCAGCAAGUCAAAAUUGUCAAGUCACAGAUGGAGAAGAUACAGAAAUUGAAAAAGUUGCUGCCAGAGUACCAGGUGGCCCAUGAGAGGGCAGUGUACAAGGCUAUUGCCAUUGUUGGAGACACCAAGAAGAUUGUUCAGGAGAUGGACAUGGAAAGUUUACAUGAAUUGAGAGCUAUGCAGAAACCUAUCAUAGAUAUAGAGGACCUGAUGGCUGCUAUCAUCAUGAUAUUGAAAUCUCCAUCAGCAGACUUAACCUGGCACAAGGGUGGGAAAAGACAGAUGGCAAAUCUGGAGAGAUUCACAGAAGAACUGAUGUCAUUUGAUGACAACCAACUGCCAGAGUCCACCCUCAACCUUGUGGAGCCGUACCUGAAGAAACCGUCCUUUGACCCUGAGACCAUCUUGAAGAAAACUGCCACCAAGGCCUGUGCCUCCCUGUGUAAAUGGGUGAGAGGGGUGGUCAGGUACCACCGUAUGAUGUUGUCCAAGGUAAAGCCUCUCCAUGCCAAGGUGGAGCAGACCACACAGGCUGUGGAUAACGCAGAACAGAAGAUGAACCAACUGGAGAACAAGAGAAAAGCCCUAGAUAUCCGUCUGGCUGACCUGGCCAAAGGGUUCGAGGAGGCCACCAUAGACAAGAAUGACCAGGAGGAGAAAACCAUUAAGAUGGACAAGAUGCUGGAGACGGCAGCAAGGCUCAGGAAGAUUUUGAAAAGAGAGCACUUACGCUGCCAGCAAAUCCACGAGGGUCUACGCAGUAGACAGAUCGCCAUUCCUGGAGGGUCUGCCAUUGCCUCCGCCUUCACGACCUACCUGGGCCCAUACCACUACAACUUCCGCAGACUCAUGUUGACUGUCCACUGGCCUAACUGCCUGAGAGAGAGGGGGAUACCACUGGUCAUUGACUCCAUUGACCAUCUCAGAGGCCGUGUGAUAGACUUCUCCAUAGAAGGUCUGAAGACAGCAGCGGGGGCCUCAGGUUUGCCUGCCAUAGAGGAGGAGGAGGAGUGUCUGGAGGAAGGCAAGGGACCAGAGGCUGAGGGAGAGGAGGAGGGGAAUGAGGAACAGACUGACCCAGCUGUGGAAGGGGCUCUUCCUGAACAAGAGGGCACCACAGUACAGCAAGGACAGGAGCAACAGGACAAUGCUGUAGCCACUCCACGUAAAAGCAGAGAAGGCUCGAGAGGACCACAAGACACAGGAGACCAGCAGCAACUGGCCAGGAUCCAGGAGGAACAUGAGAAUGCCACGGAGCCGAGUGAGUCUGGGACAGACGGAGGCAGUAUUCCGCUGAUAACUGCCCAGCAGUAUAACCAGUAUGUACGGAGUCUGGUGAAACUGUUGGUUGGGGAGAAGACGCUGUAUGAGUGGAUACGGAAAGAUUUCGGUCCUCGUCAGAUCGAGAAUGCGGCUAUAGCUUACUCCUCGUGGCAGCGUCCCCCUAUGCUAGUUGAUCCCUAUGGUGAGGGGAUCUCCUGGCUGAAAUGGCUGAACCGUAGCAUGAACAAGAAAAAACUGAUUAUCCUGGAUGUAGACACAAGGUCUGACCCCCAGGUAAUGGUGGCUAUAGAGAAAGCUAUAAUGAAGGGACGGCCAGUGCUUCUAGAGAACUGUGAGAACAACCUGGACAGUAUGAUCAUGCCGCUGAUACACCAUAGAAACACUGCAUAUGAAAAUGAUGAAAAUGAAGAGCCAAGGAUGAUCCGUUUUUGUGGACGCCGCAUCUUGUGCCACCCUGAUUUCCGCCUCAAUCUGGCAACACGUUCUCACAAGCCUCAAUUCAGUCCCCACGUCGCAUCCAGAACAACCCUCAUCAAUUACGGGAUGUCCGGAGAGACGCUGGUGGAGGACCUGCUGUCACGAGCCUUUGCACGGGUUCGACCAGAGUUGUACAAGGAGCGGAAGCUGGCGCUGAAGAAUAUUCAUCGCCAGAAGGAGGUUCUGGAUCGGAUAAUGGAGUAUUCCAAGAGAGACAUGCUUGGCCACGGAGACAGCUGGGACGAGAGAGAGGUGGAAUUCAUCUCAGAUGCGCAACAGAAGAAGACACAGAUGGCCCAAAAGCUCCACGAAACGCAACUUUUCCUUGAGGAACUGGACAUGCUGAAAGACGAGCUGUUCCCUAUUGCGCGAAGAGGUGCCAUGCUGUACGCCAUCUUGCGGAGCAUGUCUGCGGUGCAGAGAGAAUACCAAUUCACUUUGCCGUCCUUCUUGGCUCUGUUUGAUGAGGCUGUUGGUGGUGACUUCCCUGAGGAGUACUAUGAUGAGUCUGAUGCAGAGGAUGACUAUGAUGAUGAGGACAGCACAGUGCAGGAACAGCAGGGGUACCGUGCAGGCAGUACCAGUACCAAGUCCCGUACCUCUCACAGACAGCCCAAGGAAGACCAGAGUGCCAAGGGCUCCCACUAUGAACACAAGAGUGAUGUGGAUAGCACUGGGAUGGGGGCACUCUCAGACAAGAAGACCCAUGGCAAAGGUGGUGGGAGGUCUUCACGUGGAGACCUGGCUUAUGAAGGGGAUUUUGAGGAUGAGCACAAUGAAGGUAACACACAGCAAGAAGAGGAAGGAGAGACUGACAUCAAUGAUGACCCAGAGAAGCUGCCAGCCUGGGAGCUCCCUGACAUACCUGACCUCCCCUCAGAGGGAGUGGACUAUUCCAGUAUGGCAGAAGAUCAGGUGAAAACACUGGUGGAUGCCGUCACCACCACACUGUACCAGCACAUUAAACAGAGUCUGUAUGAUGAGCAUGCGUUGCUGUUUGCCACCAUGGUAACACUGAACAUCCAGGUAGAGGGAGGGGCAGACUUCUCUGAUGAAGAACUCUCUCUGCUUCUACAAGGUAACCCAGGAAUUGGCAUGACCUUGACCUUGACAGACUUUGAGUCCCAGGCAUCAGAUCCUGAUUGGAUAGCCAAGGACAGAUGGGAUGACAUCCUGGCCAUGUCAGUACUCCCUGGGCCCCUGGACGCCAUAUGUUGCCACAUUGCUGAGUUCUCAGAGGCGUGGAAGGCCUGGUAUAACCUCCCUGAGCCCGAGACAGCCGCCAUGCCCAAUGAUAAGAAUGAAGGGGAAGCAGAAAACCAACCUCAGAAAAAUACCGAGGAGGAAGAUGACGGGAUUCCAGAAGACCCAGACAUACCCCUUACUGACUUCCAUCGCAUGCUGCUAGUACGCAUGAUGCGACCUGACCGCACCCCUGCUGCCAUGGCAACCUAUGUUAACAAAUACCUUGCCCCCCACCUCACUGCAGGCAGGGAACCAAAGCUCAGCGAUAUCCAGAGACUGAUGAAGGGUAAUGAAUAUGGGCUGCUGGUUUUACUACCGCCAACUCCAGCAUGCUCAGACCAGCACCCCACCUCUAGCCUGAAUAUGAUUGAACACCCCAGAGAAACAUUAUUAAACAUGGCCAAGGUGGGUGGAAUAGAUGUGGAACACGUGGUAAUGGGAGAGGGUUGUGAACACCAGGUUGAGAAAGCUCUAGAGGAGGGUCAGAAGAAAGACUGCUGGAUACUGAUAGAGAACUUACACCUCUCACCUCAGAGCUUCUACAAACCACUGAAGAACCACCUGGCCAGACUGGCUAAAAUGAUAGCCACAGAAGAGAAGAACACCCUAGUGUGGAUCACCUCAGAACCAUCCAGUCGUGUCCCUCCACAGCUGAUCCAGUGUCUCCACACCCUGUCCUGGCAGUUUGUAGGACCCCAGCUGGUGGAGACACCUAGGGAGGAGGAGACCAUUGACCUCACUUUUAACUUUGGUUCUCUGAAGUCUGUUCUGCCUUCAGCCAUAGCCUACGCCCUGAACACCACCCCUCUGAGCCACUGGGAGAGGGUGAAAACCUUCAGCCAGCCCCUCAAACUACUCAUCUAUGGGGUAGGGGUGAUCCAGGGGGCUCUCCUGGCCAGGCAGACAUUUGGCAGCCAGGGUCUGAGUCAGUGGAGUACGCUCAGCAGGACUCACAUGGUGCAGGUGAUUGAUAUGGUGGACGGGGCGGUGAGCAGGACGAAGGAACCAUCUGUGGAGGAGCUGGGGCCAAUUAUAUCUAAGAUGGUGUAUGGAAAUAUUCUAGUCAAUGCCUGGGACCAGGACUAUAGCGCCGCCCUGGUGGCUGCUGUGAUGAAGGGGCUCCAAGCUGGUGCCAUCACCCUGGGAGACGUACAGAUACCAAUGCCUUCUGCUGGCACAGAACCCACAGACUAUGGUACGUGGAUUGUGGAGCAGAUGAAAGAAGACAGCAACUCCCUCCAGGCACUCUCCCUGCAUACCAGUGUGGAGAAAGAAUACAAUGAAUCCAGCGGUAUCGAAUUCCUUGAUCACCUGGACAAGCUGUACGAGACACAAAACAUGGACAUCAGCUCCGAUGUCACCCCAGCUAAAACAGUUGACACAAUGAAGCUACGCAACGCUAUUGACAAGUGCACGGAAUCCUUGCCUCCAUUACUGAUGCUUGGUGAUGCGCCCCAGCAGGAGACGGAUGAGGAGUAUAGCUUCCCGUAUCACUGGCCCAGUGUGGUAAGCCUGGCCAGUGCAUCUAGUACUCUCAUGCCGGAGUCCAUUGGACACGUCCUGUUGCAGGAAUGCCAGUGGCUGAACUCCUUACUGUGUUACAUCAGGCAGAAUAUCUAUGACAUCAGGAACUCUCUGGUGGGAGGUACCGAGUCCCUGCCUAACCCACUCAAAGAGGCUGUCUUCUGCCUGCAGGAGGAGUAUGUGCCAGUGACUUGGGUCCACCCCAACAAGCAGCCUUGUACUCAUACUUUAGACUCCUGGCUCACAGACUUGAGGAAGCAUUACUCACAGCUGAACUCAUGGGUCAAAUCUGGCAUGGUGCCAACUUAUGACAAAGAGGGUAAUGUCAGUAAUUCGGGGAUAGCCAGAGGAUCCCUCAAUGUUCUAUGGCUUGGAGGAUUGGUGAAACCACAGGCGCUCUUCACUGCUUUGAGGCAGGAAAAAGCUGUUGUCAUGGAAACCACCAUGGAUGAGAUCGCACUGAGUUGUGAAGUGCUGGAGGGUGCCGUUAUAGAGCAGAUGGAGGUACAAGACGAGGGCGGACUUUACAUACGAGAUCUACUGAUGCAAGGUGCAUGCUGGGAUGGGGAAAAUGGCAGCCUUGCUCCUGCCACGUCCUUCCUGUAUCCUAUGCCACUGAUGUAUGUGAAGCCAGUAAUGAGAUCAGAACUGGAGGAGAUGAAGCAGCAGAUCAGUCUGUAUGAUGUCCCAGUCUUCAUGAACAGGGUAGGUGGGAGAUAUCACACAGCAGAUCAGUCUGUGGGAGAUAUCACACAGCAGAUCAGUCUGUAUGAUGUCCCAGUCUUCAUGAACAGGGCCAGGCAGGUGUGUGCGCUGACCCUACCCCUGGCCAGUAAAGACCCUGUGGAAACAUGGCAGCUAGCCACCGUGGCCCUUAUACUGGAUCCAGGGGUCCCAGAGGAUGCCCACCGCAAGCCUCGCAAACAUGCCGCAGUCAAAGCCAUGCCCUACCAUGUGGGUGAUGCAGAUGCAGCUCGUGCACUGAGCACACGACAGGCCAACACGGCAGACCUCUUUGAGGGUGCAGAAUCACAGAUGGAUGCUCGUAUGUCUGCACGAUCACGCUUGUCUGCACGUUCAUACCACUCCCAGAUGUCGUACCGCCCCAUGUCACCCCGCGCCCCUCCACUUCCGCCUGACCUGCAGAUGCACAGGGAACAGGUAAUGACAGAGGUGUCUGACGAGCCAGAGCAGAGUCCAAGAAGUCAGGCUGGUUCACAGCAAGGACAAAAGCAACAAACAAAUUUACCACAGAAUAAGUUCCCUUCCAAUGACUCAUUGGGCAAGCAGUCUCAAAAAUCUGUGGGCUCAAGGAAAAAAGGUUCCCUGAAUAGGCCACCUAGUGAGCAAUCAAGGAAAUCGGUGGAGGGAGGUAUUGCCACAGGCCCUGAGUCAAGGCCACUGAGUCGCCACUCACGUGAUGCAGAAGAGGGUGUCACAGAGGGCGCUCAGGGGCAGUCUCCAAAAGCAUCUCAAGCUGGCUCAGUGAAGGGCCAAUCACCAAGGGCCUCUCAAGCUGGCUCAGUGAAGGGCCAAUCACCAAGAGCCUCGCAAGCUGGCUCAGUGAAGGGCCAAUCACCAGCAGCAUCUCAAGCUGGCUCAGUGAAAGGGGAAUCCCCCAGAGGAGGGUCACAGGCAGGGUCUGUCAAAGGUCAACCACAGGGGUCAGAAGGUCAAAGGUCACGUCGGCCUAGCCAGCAAUCUGCCACUAAGGAAAGUGAUGAGAAUAAAUCAGACUCUGAGAAACAGGCCAGUGCUGGAGAGUGA